Priapulus caudatus is the source of this 2444-nucleotide messenger RNA. Its product is annotated as peroxisomal biogenesis factor 19-like. Gene Ontology annotation, biological process: protein import into peroxisome membrane. The transcript is spliced from 8 exons. Bases 4 to 960 code for a protein of 318 amino acids. Gene Ontology annotation, cellular component: peroxisomal membrane; peroxisome. Lineage: Eukaryota; Metazoa; Priapulida; Priapulimorpha; Priapulimorphida; Priapulidae. The record is from RefSeq and is a predicted model, not a curated record.
AACAUGGAGAGCGCCGAUUCAGAAGUUCCAAAAACUCCAACAUGUGAUUCAAACACGGCAACACAAACAGAUAACAAGCUUACUAAUAGCGAUAAAGAAUUAGACGCAUUGUUGGACAGCGCCCUUGAGGGUUUUGACCAACCCAUACCAACAGAGCCCACAGGUGAAACGACUUCUGCUUCCCCGGGAGAAGCACAAGCUGAAGGCUCAAAUGCAGAGGCAACAUUUGAUACAGGAGCCCUAUUUAAGGAGCUGUUUGAAGCAGAAAGUGCCACGCAAGCAUCUGAACAGUUUGAGAAAGCAAUGCAAUACCUAAUGGUAGAUGAACCAGAGUUAGGGGAACAGUUUCAGAAAUUGACUAAAUCUGCACAGAAAGCAGGGUCAUCACCAGAGGCAAACAAAGAAUUUGCAGAAUCCUUGUCUGGCACACUAAAUAGUCUGGCCCAGGAUGCCAAGUCAUUACAGACAGAGUUUUCAGAAACAGAUAUACUGGAUGCAAUGAACAAUUUGGGAGUCGGGGGAAGUGAAGGUGGUGCUAGUGACCCAUUUAUGCCAAUGAUGCAAGGUCUAAUGCGAAACUUACUAUCAAAAGAUGUUUUGUAUCCAUCACUCAAAGAAAUAUCUUCCAAGUACCCUGCAUGGCUCGAAGCGAAAAAGGGUGUCAUAGAUCAAGCGGAGCAUGACAAAUACAGCAAGCAGUGUGAGCUGAUGGUGACAAUAUGUACAGACUACGAGGCAGAGACUCCAGGGGACAGCGAUCAGGUCAAACAGGAGAGAUUUGAGCGAGUCAUGACCAUCAUGCAGGAGAUGCAGGAGUUGGGUCACCCACCCACUGAUAUCACUGGUGAAACAGGGGGAAUACCUGGCAUGGCAGAGCCUGCACUGGGUGGUUUGCAGUUUGAUGAACACGGGAUGCCGAAACUUCCGCCAGGGAUGGAAGAACAAUGCAGUGUGAUGUAAGAACAGUACAGCAUUUAGCAGUGAAUGAUUUGCAUAUAUUUUCACAGUUUUCACCUAGAUAAAGAAUAAUUAUUAAGUGUGAACAUUGCUUUGCACAAUUGUAAUGAAGAGAAUUAUAGCAUUUUACAUGUAUUUUUUGCUACCUUUGUACAGAAAUGGAUAAUAAGCUAGCAAAAUCUGGGUCAGAUUAUUUUAUCUAGGACUAGGAUUAAUUCCUUAAUUUAUAAAAAUCGUUAAUUAUAAAACCAAGCAGAAAUAUCUGCAGCAUGCAAGGACUACUAAUGCACAACUACUAACACAAAAAUUCGUCCAAUUCGUUUGAUCCGAAAGAUGAUGUAAUAAUGUGUCAUUAAAUACAUAAAAUGAAACCCACUUCACAGGCCACAUAUGUGCGUUGAAUGUGUUUUCUGUUAUUGCAUCCAAAAUAUGUGCUUAUGAAGAACUCUGCUGCUCGCACACUGCUAGAAUUAACUCACGGCCACAUACUGUUAAUGCACUUUAAUUUUUAUGUGCAAUGCUACAACAUUCGGUGGUGUUGCUGUAACAGUAUCAGAGCAAUAUCUGGAAAGCCACUAAUACGUUUUGGCUUGUCUAGCUCGGAGUAGCUCCAGUAUUCCCCCACACAGCUUUGUUUGGUGAUGUCGCUUACUAUGCAUGCAGACUAAAAAAUAAUCACUGUUCUGACAUACAUUUUGGUUGUAUCAUUUUAUAAUGGGAUAACUUGUUUAGAUUGCCUGCUUCAUCUUUUGCAUCGUUCUUGUAUAGAAAGGAGAUUGUUGUUCAUAUCUCGUUUUUCUCUGUGUGUGUUUGUACAGGUAACAAGUAAUGUCACGACAUGUGUUUUUGUAUGUAAGGAGAUAAUAGCGUGCAAAAUUAUUUCUGCUGUGAACGUAUAUUGAAAUAUCCAUUAUUAGUUCAAUAUCCAUAUUCACGUUUUACAUUGGAAGGUUCACAACUUCACGUUCACAUUUCAUGGUUCACGUUUAUGCCAUGUCUAUCACCAUAACUGUGUAUUUGCUAGUGACCUAUAUGUAGGUUUACAAGUGUGUGCUUGUUAUGCAGUAUGCAUAUAUGUGAGAACACACGCAUCAUCACUCUAGUUAUCAACUCGAUUCUAUCACCUAUUCCUAGGAUCUUAUUCAUGUUGUGAAUGUUAGAUGGUCAAAUAGAAAUUUGGGUUUUCUCAUUAGGUUGAUGUUGUAAACUAUAGCCAUGUAAACUAGAAAUUGGUGAUUUUUAAUGAGUGCCAUCAUGAUGACAGAUUUGCAGCUAUAGAUUCACAAUUAACUGGUUUGGCCAUAUUAGCAGUGAUAAAGUAGUAACCUAGGAAUAUACAUGUAAGAACAUUGUGAUUUGAAAAAAAAAAGUAUUACAAAACUUAUAAUUAUAAUAAGUUAUAUGCUUUGUCAUUUUAUUGUUAACAUUUCUUUAAUUGUUGUAAUGAACUAGUCGGAACCAAAUAAAAUGUCAAAGUUUACUUUGCA